GUUGCGUCUGGUUAGGCGCAUGCUCACCUUGGUGUCAUUUGCCGCGUCUUCUUCAGUGUCCCUGCUGAGUGCAGUGAUCCUCAGUACGUCUUGGCUGUUUUUACUCGGACUGCGGCUUCACUCUCUGGCGCUCAAAGAAAUCACUGGCAGCAUUCACGUCGCGGUCUGCUUCCUCUUCCCGUACUGCUUUCAGUAAGUGCGAACUUUGAGCAAGUCGACGCGUGGACAAGUUGGUGUGAAGCUCUCGUCCUUGGUUGUUCUGAUGAUUGGGGAAACUCGAGCACUCAGAUGCGAAUUUGAAGUACGUCCCACAACGUGCGUCGUGUCCCUUUCCUGCGACACGUGGACUGUGCUGCUUCCCUCACAGAUACUUGGUAUCGGCAAUCGACGAGUGGGCGCCUCACUGGCUCCCGGCCUGCCUGUGGUACAGCUUCCUGAUGCAGAUGUUCUGCACUUCCAAUCAUCAGUACAAGGUGGGGCCAGAAUUGGCGUGGUUCAGCAGCUUGUCGUUUACGCCAUUUUGUCGUGCGCGCGAGGAUGCACCCAAACUCGCGAAGACGCUGACGGGUGUGCCGCCCUCGCCUUUGUUGUUGCCCCAUGUUCCCAUCCACCCAGCAUUCGAUGUCUUCCCACCUUGUCCCAGCUCUUCGUGCCCUACUGCCGGUGGCGUUCCUACGUGAGGUAUGCACUUCCCGUGAAUGACAGAAGAACCCACACCCAGUGAUACCAUUUGAGUUUCAAGCUUUUUCACCGGAUGAGGUUCUAUCUGUGAGGUUGUGGACCUUAUGUUGCCCGACCCAUUCAGUACAGGUCGCCAAGGCCAUCGACGGGUGUUUGACAAUCAGGAGGUUGAUGGCCAGGGAGGUGAUAACCACGGGGUUGAAAUCACUUCCUGGAAAUAUUGCUGCCGCACG
Messenger RNA from Ectocarpus sp. CCAP 1310/34, 914 nucleotides. NCBI's taxonomy places the organism in Eukaryota, Phaeophyceae, Ectocarpales, Ectocarpaceae. The record is from the annotation of a GenBank genome assembly.